GUGGCAACGCUCAGUUCGAUCAGCACAAAGUAGUGAUCUCGUUUCUUGCAAUUAAAAACACAAAUUGUUUGCAAUAACAACAAAUAUCUAUAAAAUACCGUUUCGGUGUUAAAAUAGCAUAAUCUAAUAUAUAACUAAGCGCUUAAUAAAUAUUAAAAAUACAAAAACUAAUUCUUACGAAAUGGCACUGAAGUAUUUGAUUUUCGCUUCUGCGCUCUGCCUUACCAUGGCUUCACCCAUAGGCCACUAUUAUGAAGAACAAGGUGGCUAUGAAGAGCUCGGCGGACAUGAACUUGGCGGUCACGAGCUUGGCGGCCACGAUCUUCACCAAAUCGAACGCGUCUCUUUGGGCGAGGAGCAUCACGGCUAUGAGCAAGAGGAAGAGCAUGUGGAUUACUAUGCUCCACCAAAAUACGCUUUCAAAUACGGCGUGAAUGACUUCCACACCGGAGAUGUGAAAUCGCAACAUGAAUCGCGCGAUGGUGAUUCCGUUAAAGGUCAAUAUUCCUUGGUUGAACCUGACGGCUCCAUCCGCACCGUGGACUACACCGCGGACAAACACAACGGCUUCAACGCUGUCGUGCACAAAACCUCACCAGUACACCACGAGGAAGGACAUUAUUAAGCAAAUUUGAAGGCAUAAACGAUUUAAAUGUAAUUGAAGCCAAGCUUAGCAACAGCGGCAGCAGCAGAAAUAUAGUACUUAGUUGUAAAUUCCAAACGUAUUAGCUAAAUUAUAAAAUGAAUGGAAAGUUGAAAGCGAACACGCAACAAACAAGCUGAGAUUACUUAAUACACACAACUAGAUUUUCAUGACUCAAUCACAAAUAUUCACUUCAACUGCCAUCUUAGAAAAUUUUGACUGUCUACGGUAGAAUUUUAGUUUUUUCUCAUAUGGAUUUUAGCGUGUAUGUCUUUACCUUAUGUGUAUAUGUAUAAAUAUUAUUUCUCUUUAACGAGUUGGAGACACUGUGAUAGCGUUAAUAUUCUAACUCAUUCGACUGUUCAUUACUCUAACCAUUUGCCAUUCGCCAUUAGCACUAUUAUCACCUCUAUGUAUGUAUAUAUGUUUGUAUGUAAUUUUAAAUCUACUUUAUUUUCGAACUGUAAUUAGUCACUAUCUUUUAUUAAACGGUACUUUAACUAUGAACUGAUGCAGCGAACUUAUUUGGGAACUAACGAAUUUGCACUUAUUUUAACAUAGAAACAUUGUGACGUCAUUUUAGUUUAUUAAAAGUGGACAGAAAAUGUGUUUUAUUAUUAAAAAAAACUUUAAUUCGUUUUUUAAUUGUUUUUUCUUAAAUUUUCUAACCUUAAAAUUGAAGAAUUCUUAUUAGACAUUGUUUCUUAUGGCUUUACUAACUAACUCACCGUUAUAAUGAUUGCUUACUUCUUAUAUUCGAAACCAUUUAACUGCAGUUGAAUUUAUUGUGUUGUCGAAAAGUAGUGUAAUAAUAUUUUUCUUUAUUUUUUAAGCUGCUUGCAGAUCUAGAUUUGAUUUUCAGGUGUUGAAGUGUGAAAAUAACUCAUCAAUAUGCACUGUAAAUUAAUAAAAGAUUGAAAAAAUA
Molecule: messenger RNA, 1568 nt
Organism: Bactrocera neohumeralis
Lineage: Eukaryota; Metazoa; Arthropoda; Insecta; Diptera; Tephritidae
Gene: Cpr66Cb
Product: adult-specific cuticular protein ACP-20
Exons: 4
Coding region: 182-625 (147 amino acids)
Cellular component (GO): extracellular matrix
Source: RefSeq, a predicted model, not a curated record